Messenger RNA from Electrophorus electricus (electric eel), 1853 nucleotides. The record is from RefSeq and is a predicted model, not a curated record. Lineage: Eukaryota; Metazoa; Chordata; Actinopteri; Gymnotiformes; Gymnotidae.
AGAGGCAGCAAGCUCGGACAUGGCUUCGGGACAGUAGCGCUGGACAGGAGCGGGGGACGGCCAUGCCAGCCUGCCCGUCUGUAAGGGACUCGCGGCCAACUGCAGACUGAACCAACGGCGCCUCGGACAGGGUUUGUCAAGCACGCACAGGCGAUCAGCCUGCGACGGGAAUGACUUGAGAGCGAGUCCUGGGGAUGCCACGUCCAACACCUACACGAGUUGCAGACAGCCACCUAAGCUGACGGACUGAGCUCACAGAGGAAGGGAAGGGAUUGCUUCACUUUCAGGCUGCUUCAAAGUGCUUUGCCACAAGUGUGCCUCUUUUUUUUUUUUUUUCUAAGGAUUUUAUUUAUUUAUUUAUUUAUUUUACCCCAGCCUAUUUAAAAGGGAAACUCCAUUUGGCUUAUGAGGUGUCUUCUUUCUCUGUGACAACUCUCCUCCUCUUCUGACCAGCAGUGGGAAUUUUAAGACUCAUCUGUGUACGCGUGUGUGUGUGUGUGUGUGUGUGUGUGUGAGUGAGAGAGGAAGAGUAAGAGUGACUCUGAGGGUGUGUGGUCUGGGAGAACUCCUCAAGGAGCUCUGUUGUGUGUUCGUUCAUGUCCGUGCUGUGCGUACUGGCUUGUCACAGUAAGGCUCGUGUGCAGUCGGCUCCCAGAGGCUCUCUUACACAAUGAGGACUUUGUCUACUGUUGGACUUCAUAUGCUGUUGCUCCUGUAUGUCAGACUGAUGAUGGCUACAGACACGCUGGCUUCCCCAAAAGAGAUAAACCAGGAGAAGUGGGAGAGGGACAUCCGAUCAGCCGCCAGUCUGGAUGAGCUGCUCAUGUUGACGGACUACCCAGACUGGAAGCUGUGGAGAUGCCGUCUGAAGCUGAAGCACGUAGACUCAGAGUUCCGCUCGGCGUCAGCCGGAUCGCACAGAUCCACUCGCUUUGCUGCCAACACCUACAGCCUGGACAUACUCAAAGCCAUUGAUGAGGAGUGGCAGAAGACGCAAUGCAUGCCACGGGAGACGUGUGUGGAUGUGGCUGCAGAGAUGGGCACCACCACGGACAUGUUCUACAAGCCCCCCUGCGUCUCCGUCUACAGGUGUAGCGGAUGCUGCAACAAGGAGGGCGUCACCUGCCGGAACACCAGCACCACCUAUAUUAAUAAAACACUCCUGAGUGUGAUCCCAUUCAAAUACGGCCUGGAACCUGUGCUGAUAAAAGUGGCCAAUCACACGGAGUGUAAAUGCCAGGAACCUCAGCUGAUACGCCGGCACGUUCACCCCCACAGGAAGUCUAGGUGUUCUCCUGUCCGCCAAUCAGAGGACUCUGGGCGGCUAUGUGAUCAUGGACUGAUAUGGGAUUGUAUGGAGGAUCGUUGUGUGCCUUACCCCUCCAGUAGCCAAGAGGAUUCCCUCAUCCCAAACACAGAGGACUGUGAAAUUGACGUGGAGCGCUGUGAGUGCAUUCCGAAAGAGCCGACAAGAAGGCGACCAUAUCCAAUCUGCUCCCUCAAUUAUACGAGUCCACCCAGAAGCAAAAAGUUCAACUAGGUGUAGUGCAGCUGCGAGAAAAAGUGAGAGCUAGCAAAAACAGCCCCCUGACAACCUGCUCCUGCAGGAGCUGGGAUCAAAGCAACAUUCUAAUUUAUUUAUAUUCUUAUUUAUAAUAUUGUCUUAUGUACACAAGUAUAUAACAUUUAAUCACACUUCACAUUAUUACCAUGACUAUGUUAACAUUAACAACAACAACAAAAAAUUGUGGUGUAUAAAUAUGUCACAUGUUUCUGUGCACUGAAUGUAAAAUAUUACAAUGCUUAAAAUAGCAGUGUACUUUGCCUGAUAAAAUACUUUUUCUUUUUAAGAA